Messenger RNA from Ilex paraguariensis (yerba mate), 318 nucleotides. The record is from the annotation of a GenBank genome assembly. Lineage: Eukaryota; Viridiplantae; Streptophyta; Magnoliopsida; Aquifoliales; Aquifoliaceae.
AUGUUAGAUAAGUUGAGAACAGAACAGACUAGUCUGCAAACUCUGAAUGAUAAGGGAAUUCAGGAAGGUUUAUUGGAAUCCAGCAAAGGGAGUGAGCCCUUGGCACAUACAGGUGAAAUUGUCUCCCUUAAGGGUCAGCUUGCUAAAGAACAGAGCAGAACAGAGGCACUGUCAGCAGAGGUCUUGCAGCUCUCAGUGAGGCUUCAGCAAGCCACACAAGCGUACAGCAGUCUUGCGCGCCUCUACAAGCCUGUGCUUCGAAAUAUUGAGACCGGUCUUCUGAAGUUGAAGCAAGAUGGCUCUUUGACUGUGCAGUGA